GCUUCCUGGAUUCGAUGCCUUCCACGCUCAGAAGGCUCAGGAAUCCAGAAACAAGCCCGGCGUUGUGUCCAUCACCGAUGCUCACUCUGGAAGUAUUAACAACACUGAAUCCGUCAUUCAGAGACAGGAGACUACCAACGAGGAGAAGGCGGCGGAGCCGCUGACUGAGGGAUCCGACUGCAAAUGCCCGAAGAGAAGCCACCCUAUUAUUGGCUUGGCGGCUUCUUGCUACAACACGGAUUCUGACGGCGACCAUGACCUCGUUCGCAUGCAAGCUGCAUCGGAUGCAGUGAAGAACAAAUUCGCCGUCAACGUUGUCCUCCACGAGCACUCGAACCCGGACUGCCCCAAGCUGCUUCGGGCAGCUGCCAAAUUCCCCCUUCACUUCGGCGCCAGCCCUGCCGUUGUGGAUGGCCCCGACGAUCAUCUCCAGGUCAUCCGAUGGAAAGAUUCGAACGGCUUAUCCGGUCCCUCGAUCAGCGUGCCUGUUCGGAAGAUCAACUCGUCUGGUCCUCAGAACAACUUGGCUGGCCCUUCGCACAACUCGUCCGGUCCUCCUCUGGCUGGUGCUCCAGUCCCACAGCCGACUAUCCGCCGCAGAGGCAUCAACGACUCGAUGUGGGCCUAAGUCGUUCUCGAGAUGAAUUCAUUACCGUCACCGAGUCUAGAAUGCUUGAAUUAUCGCGCCUAUACGAUUGGGCAAUGACUUGAAAACUUUGGAGGGGUCACUGCGCUGACACGAACCGGACUCGAUAAGGAUAGGCGAACUUCCGCAGCCAUAUCCUCAGAUUGUUGAAGUUAUGACAACAUAUCUGAUUUCUUUCAGCACUCUUUAAUGUUGCCCUAUACUGGCAAAACCUUGAGUAGCUACGGACAAGGGGUAACGAGGAUGCCACUCAGCAUCGGCGUCAGGAAAUGGCGGGGAUUCGACGAGACAGAGAGGGUUGACAUGAUGAAGAAUGGUUGACUUUGAUAUUGGCUUUGGGGGUCUCUCGACUUGGGGAGGC
Molecule: messenger RNA, 1007 nt
Organism: Colletotrichum phormii
Lineage: Eukaryota; Fungi; Ascomycota; Sordariomycetes; Glomerellales; Glomerellaceae
Exons: 1
Coding region: 269-628 (119 amino acids)
Source: RefSeq, a predicted model, not a curated record